CCCCACUCCUGACUCUCGGAGUCCUCAGAUGCAAGAGACCAGAGGGGAACUCUCCAUCCACCGGCCGGACGUCUCCUCCCCGUCGCCAGCCCCAACCCCCUGGCUGCUCCUGCCCUGGGAAGGCCUGGAGGGAGAGGCCAGGGAAACAGCCUGCCCCUUCUCCCCCAUCCCUCCAUCCACCCAGCACCAGCAUCUGGAGACCCCAUGGCCUGUGCUCGCUGGGGCUGCUGCCCCUGGCUUGUCCUCUUCUGUGCUUUGGGUGCCUGGGGCCACCCUAAACCAGUGGACCUGAGUGGAGAGGAUGUGAGAAACUGCUCCAUCAGCCCUCCGUACCUUCCAGUUACUGCGGUCAAUACCACGGCACAGCUCACAGCCCUCCGCCAGCAGAUGCGCAUCAAGAAUCUCUCUGCCUACAUCAUCCCUGAAACGGAUGCCCACAUGAGUGAGUAUAUCGGCAAUCGUGAUAAGAGGCGUGCGUGGAUUACAGGCUUUACAGGGUCAGCAGGAACGGCAGUGGUGACCAUGGGGAAAGCAGGUCUCUGGACUGACAGUCGCUACUGGACCCAGGCUGAGCGGCAGAUGGACUGCAACUGGGAGCUACAUAAAGAAGUUGACAUAACUUCCAUCGUCACCUGGCUCCUCAAUGAGUUUCCUGCCGGAGGCAGUGUGGGCUUCGACCCCUUUCUCUUCUCCAUCGGUUCCUGGGAGAGUUACAACACGGCUCUCAAAAACUCUAACAUAAAACUGGCGUCCACCACAGCCAACCUUGUGGACCUGGCAUGGGGAUCAGAGAAGCCUCCGUUUCCAAGCCAGCCCAUUUAUGCCCUGCAGGACGCAUUCACAGGGAGCACCUGGAAAGAGAAGGUAGCUGACAUCCGCAGCCAGAUGCAGAAGCAUCGCAAAGGCCCAACUGCAGUCCUUCUGUCGGCACUCGAUGAGACGGCCUGGCUCUUCAACCUUCGAGGCAGUGACAUCCCUUAUAACCCCUUCUUCUAUUCCUACACACUGCUCACAGACUCCUCUAUCAGGUUAUUUGUAAACAAGAAUUGCCUUGACUCUGAGACCCUGAAGUACCUGAACUCCAACUGCACGGGCUCCAUGUGUGUGCAGCUCGAGGAUUACAGCCAGGUCCGUGGCACUGUCCAGACCUAUGCCUCCGGAGACGUGAAGAUCUGGAUCGGGACCAGCUACACGACAUACGGGCUCUAUGAAGUGAUACCUGUGGAAAAACUUAUAAAAGACGCCUACUCCCCAGUGAUGGUGACCAAGGCAGUGAAAAACAGCAAAGAGCAGGCCCUCCUCAGGGCCAGCCACGUGCGGGAUGCCGUGGCUGUGAUCCGCUACUUGGUGUGGCUGGAGAAGAACGUGCCCAAAGGCACGGUGGAUGAGUUCUCAGGGGCCCAGGGGCUGGACCAGUUCCGCAGAGAGGAAGCGUUCUUCUCUGGACCCAGUUUCGAAACCAUCUCUGCUAGUGGCCUGAAUGCUGCCUUAGCCCACUACAGUCCAACCAAGGAGCAGCACCGGAAGCUGUCUUCAGAUGAGAUGUACUUGCUGGAUUCUGGGGGGCAAUACUGGGACGGAACCACAGACAUCACCAGAACAAUCCACUGGGGUACCCCCUCUGCUUUCCAAAAGGAGGCAUAUACCCGCGUGUUGAUAGGAAAUAUCGAUCUGUCCAGACUCGUCUUUCCUGCUAGUACAUCAGGGCGAGUGAUGGAGGUCUUUGCCCGCAGAGCCUUGUGGGAUGUUGGGCUCAAUUAUGGUCACGGGACAGGCCAUGGCAUUGGCAACUUCCUGUGCGUGCACGAGUGGCCAGUGGGAUUCCAGUCUGGCAACAUCCCCAUGGCCAAGGGCAUGUUCACUUCCAUCGAGCCUGGUUACUAUCAGGAUGGAGAAUUUGGGAUACGUCUUGAAGAUGUGGCCCUCGUGGUAGAAGCAAAGACCAAGUACCCAGGGUCCUACCUGACCUUUGAAGUGGUGUCCUUGGUACCCUAUGACCGGAACCUCAUUGACGUCAGCCUGUUGUCUCCCGAACACCUCCAGUACCUGAACCGUUACUACCAGACCAUCCGUGAGAAGGUGGGCCCAGAGCUGCAGCAGCGCUUGCUGCUGGAGGAGUUCGAGUGGCUGCAGCGGCACACAGAGCCCCUGUCCGCCAGGGCCCCAUGUACUGCCUCCUUGGCCUCUCUGCUGGCAGUCUCCUCUCUUACCAUCCUCAGCUGGAGCGUCUAGACGCGCAGACUCCCUGGCCAACGCUCUAGCUCAUCUCCCCUCACCCUGCACCACCCGCGCUCCCAGAGCCCCUGCCAACCCAUUGCCCGGAAACCAUUGCCCUCAGCUUUCUUCUCCAGGACUAAACCCCAGAGACCCAGGGCUUCUUGGCCCUGGCAUGUCCCCGGUGGGCCUGUACACCUCACCCUAGGCUCCCAACCCCUAGCCCUGGGAUAGGAGAGUCCCCUGGCACCUUUCCUCUUGUGAGCCCAGUAGGCCUAACCUAUAACCCCCACCCCCGCAAAGACCAGUAUAAGGCAGUACCCUAUCCCCAGGGUCUCCACGCCACCCCCCCAAGAGCCCCACCCUAUCACCACCUGCUGGAUAUACUGGAGCUCUUCCCACCCCCACUGGCUCCUGACUUGGUCUUUCCACACCCUUGAAGCUGCUUCUGACCAUCUCCCAACCCGCCCCUGGCCCUACAGCGCCCUUCUGGCCUAGGGUCCCUGCUGAACCUGUGAAGGGAGAGGAAGGGAAGGAGGCUGAGUCUUCUGCAACCAGGGAGGCCAGCCAGAAAGGGGCACGUACGUACACCAGCCUGCCCCCCACGUGAGAUUGUCACUUCUAAACCCUGGGUGGAUUCCAUGCCAAGGCACAAGACAGGGAGUUCAGCCAUAGGAACUGGGCCGUGGGGUAGGAGGGAAUGUGGGGAGCGUUUUGGAAUAUGACCCUACCCAAAGUUGGGAACAGCCUCAGCAGCAAUGCCCAAUCACUAUCCCAGACUCCCCAGCACGUGUGUGGCCAUUUUAACCUUCCAAAAUGCAGCUACAAUGACAAUGCCAACAAAUCCUCCAGCAUCCUCAGAUGGUCUUGAACUUGUGUGGGCUGGCUCAACUUGUGGGACUCUGCUUUUCCCAUUUUACAGAUAGGAAAACUGACUUCCGGCACGGGGGACCUCUCCAAGGAUACAGUGUUUGGGUGGGACACAGGCGGAGUCAGAAUGGGCCCACAGUCCGGCUAUUUUGCCCUUUGGCACUAUGUAAAAUCCCUUAGCAUACCUCCCAGCCCCUUCCAAGUUCACUGAGCCUGCUGCUGGGGGCAGGGCGGAGGGGAGGGAGGGAGUUUUCUUUGGUCAGCCCUGCCGUUAGCCACCUGGGCUCACAUCCUGCUAGAUACUUAAAACAGCAUGGCAA
Lontra canadensis (Northern American river otter) is the source of this 3404-nucleotide messenger RNA. It is a transcript of the gene XPNPEP2, whose product is annotated as X-prolyl aminopeptidase 2. The record is from RefSeq and is a predicted model, not a curated record. The coding region runs from base 205 to 2232 and encodes 675 amino acids. The transcript has 21 exons. Gene Ontology annotation, molecular function: metalloaminopeptidase activity. Lineage: Eukaryota; Metazoa; Chordata; Mammalia; Carnivora; Mustelidae.